UGCUUUGUGGCAGCAGAGGAGGAGGAACAUGUUUGCCACCUUAGUUGCUGCUCGAGGAGAGGGUCCCGCAUCCGCCUGGGGGCAGGAGGCUGUCGCCCCAGACUGGGAAAACCGGGAAGUCUCCACAGGGACCACUAUCAUGGCUGUGCAAUUUGACGGGGGUGUGGUUCUGGGGGCAGACUCCAGAACAACCACUGGGUCCUAUAUCGCCAAUCGAGUGACUGACAAGCUGAUUCCUAUUCAUGACCAUAUUUUCUGCUGCCGUUCAGGCUCUGCAGCUGACACCCAGGCUGUAGCAGAUGCUGUCACUUAUCAGCUUGGAUUCCACAGCAUUGAAAUGAAUGAGCCUCCAUUGGUGCACACAGCAGCCAGCCUCUUUAAGGAGAUGUGUUACCAAUACCGGAAAGAUCUGAUGGCGGGAAUUAUCAUUGCUGGCUGGGAUCCUCAAGAAGGAGGACAGGUAUACUCAGUUCCCAUGGGAGGUAUGACGGUAAGGCAGUCCUUUGCCAUUGGAGCCUCUGGGAGUUCAUAUAUCUAUGGCUAUGUUGAUGCUACCUACCGUGAAGGCAUGACUAAGGAGGAGUGUCUGUAGUUCACUGCCAAUGC
Molecule: messenger RNA, 606 nt
Organism: Marmota flaviventris (yellow-bellied marmot)
Lineage: Eukaryota; Metazoa; Chordata; Mammalia; Rodentia; Sciuridae
Source: RefSeq, a predicted model, not a curated record